This is a messenger RNA of Apiotrichum porosum, 1176 nucleotides long. RefSeq lists its product as uncharacterized. The transcript has 7 exons. Gene Ontology annotation, biological process: carnitine biosynthetic process. Gene Ontology annotation, cellular component: mitochondrion. Bases 1 to 1176 code for a protein of 391 amino acids. Lineage: Eukaryota; Fungi; Basidiomycota; Tremellomycetes; Trichosporonales; Trichosporonaceae. The record is from RefSeq and is a predicted model, not a curated record. Gene Ontology annotation, molecular function: iron ion binding; trimethyllysine dioxygenase activity.
AUGUUCGUCAUGCUCAGCAUCAGGAGCCCCCAAUCCAAGCAGCCCAGUGACAACCAGUUUCUCUUCGAUCACUGUCGCUGCUCGGCAUGCUUCCACGGCAAGACCAGGCAACGCCUGCGGACACUCGCGAAUGUCCCUAGCAAUGUUUCUGUGGCCAGUGCUCAAAUCUCAAAUGGCAAGCUUCACGUGGUGUGGCAGACAACUCCAGUUCACGAAUCGAGCUUCCCUCUCGCCUUUCUGCGGCAGGCGUCGUAUGACCCUCCUCUCGCAACCAGAGGGGAACUCCUUGACCAGUCACCACUUCACACAUGGGGAUCAGAGAUUGCUCAGAACCCUCCUACUGUCACAUACGAAUCCGUUAUUCCUGCGAAGACAGGUGGAGAGGCAGAGAAAGGGGUUCUCAGCUGGCUCGACAAAGUGCACGAGUACGGAUUCUGCUUUGUUACAGGUGUACCAACCACCACCGAGGCCACAGAGGAGUUGAUCCGCCGUAUGGGGCAUAUACGCGAAACUCACUAUGGCGGCUUCUGGGACUUCACAGCCGACAUGUCGAAGGGCGACUUGGCUUACAGCAACCAAGGCCUCCCCGCGCACACCGAUACUGCAUACUUUACCGACCCGGCAGGUCUGCAGAUCUUCCACUGUCUUCACCAUCCCAUCCCCCCCGGAACCGGCGGAGAGACACUGCUCGUUGACGCAUUCUUUGUGGCAGAGCAGCUGUCCGAAAACUAUCCCGAGGCGUUCGCCACCCUUUCCCGCCUUGCGGUGCCCUUCCAUGCAUCGGGCAAUGAAGGAACUCUGCUCCGUCCCCCUAUCAGCCAGCCAGUCUUCCGUCACGACCACCUGGGUCGCCUCUAUCAGGCUCGGUGGAAUAACGAGGACAGGUGUGUCUUAGGGGAAGGCUGGACACCAGACGAGGUGCGCCAGUGGUACACUGCCGCUCGUCUGUUUGAGCAAGUCGCCACCAGCAAAGAGGCCGAAUACUGGGUCAAGCUGACUCCCGGAACUGUUGUCGUUAUCGACAACUGGCGAGUCAUGCAUGGGCGCGCAGCGUUUACAGGACAGCGUAGGAUGUGUGGAGCAUAUGUCGGAGCCGAUGACUGGAAGUCCAGGCGCCGAUCUCUAACGAACCAAUUCAAGGCUGGGCCCGAGGACAGUUGGUCAAUGGGCUGGUAA